Messenger RNA from Fomitiporia mediterranea MF3/22, 1494 nucleotides. RefSeq lists its product as uncharacterized. The record is from RefSeq and is a predicted model, not a curated record. The transcript is spliced from 2 exons. Lineage: Eukaryota; Fungi; Basidiomycota; Agaricomycetes; Hymenochaetales; Hymenochaetaceae. Bases 1 to 1494 code for a protein of 497 amino acids.
AUGUCUCCUCUAGAGAUGGCUCAAUAUCUCGACCACCUCCACGUGCUUCUGAUCCUGCUCCACGCGUCGCAAGCGGAGGCUCGUAUUCUAACCUCACAAGUCCAAGCACUGCUGGCUUUAUGUCUGACGCAGAGACGGAUAUUCUCGACGAGGCUGAUGUACGGACCGUACAAGCUUCUCGACGUAAAGAGCGGAAAGAAUGGGACAAAUAGCGUCGACAAGAAAGACGUUCUCGCGUCAAUCACUGAGCAACCUCGCGAAGGUUUGGGAUUAAAACCGAGGGGGAAUCCGCAGCCUAGUAUGAGAGACUGGCGAGCCCUUGCGAGCCCUGCAGGUGGUACUGGCAGUGGUGAUAGUGGACCUGUGUCCGCUCGAACGAGUUUCACGACGCAACGUCUUACACGACGAGGUGCGGAUGAAUUCGGUGCCGCGCGUAUCGGAUUAGUGAGCUCAAACGCAGCGCGUGAUGCUACCAGCAGCAUGGGUAGCCGUUCGGACUCUGGACCUGCGAUUGGUUCUGUGGGCGUCACUACCUCAGGACGAGGAUUUGCUCUAGCGAGUUCGGAUGAACUGACAAGUGCCGUGCAUGCGUCGAGUUGGGAGAUAUCGCAGACGAGUACGUACACGAUUAUGGAUACGGAGGGAACGCGCGAGGUGAAUAUGAUGAUGCGGGCGGGGUAUCAGACUGCUUCGGAAGCGGGAGCGCGCAAGGGGACUACACCUUGUAUACGGGAAUGGGAACAGUCGAAUGUAUACAAGCGGCGGCAUAUGUGGUUAUCGAACGAUGGCGACGACGUAGUACGGCUUGUCGGUGCAGGAGGUAUACUAUCGCACCCUGUGUCGGGACCUUCCUCGCCGAAUAGUCUCUCUGGCGUGUCUAUUGGCACGGGUCUUGGUGUCCCUUCUGGUAGUCUUUCUUUACCUGGGGUUAUGGCUGAAGUUGUGCCACCCACCACCCACCCCUGGAUCUUCAGGCGCUCAGGUGGCCGUCCCGCAUCGGCAGGAAGCACUCUUCCACUCUUGCAGACACAAUUCCAGGAUCCGAGAAGAAGAUGCGGAGCAAGCGUAGGCAGUCGGCAUACGCACCACCGUCAUUAUCCACACGUUAUCUCGAGCCGAUUGGCGCAAACUCCGCUGAACGUCGACCGGGACGAGCCGUUCGAGUUCGCACUUAACGAAGAUUCAGGGGGCGUCCAUGUAAGUCGGAACACUAGUAGUGUGGAUAAUAUCAGGAGGAACACGAAUGCGACUGAUGAUUCUUCGGUGUCGGGAGUACUAAUAUUCGGACAAGGAUCGACGAGUCUUAAGGUAGACGACGAAGUACCGGAUGUCGAUGUGUUUGAGGAAGAUGAUUCGGGCAGCGAGGAAGAUGGCCAGCUUAUUGUACGUCGAAGACGGCCGUCUGAACAUCUUGCUUGUUCGCAAUCCCGUGUCCGACCGGAGACUACUCAACCACUGAUUCCUAGUGUUGAAGACGACACUGAGGCUUGCUAG